AUGAAUCCACAAAAGUUCUUGUCGGUCUUCGCUGUUAUCUUGACUCUAUCAGCAUGUACUGCUCAACUGGGUGGUAAGAAUGACAUCCGGGAACAUAAUAACAAGAUCUACUGUGGCAAAAAACUAGCCAAGGUCAUGGCUGCCAUUUGUUAUACGGAAGAAGCUGUCAAACGCAUUGAGUCUGCUACUAUGAAUGACGCAAUCCUUAACCCCUACUACAAGACGCAAGACGCAGUCUACGGGUUACCAUGGGUAUUGCCGCAGAAAGUCCAAGGCAUUGGAUCUAUGGCGUCUCACUUCAAGGGCAAUAUAUAUGCAAGCAUUGUUGCUGAAUGCUGCGAGAAGCCUUGCAGCUUCGACGAACUCUUGAAUUAUUGUUAA
Messenger RNA from Hyposmocoma kahamanoa, 381 nucleotides. RefSeq names its product insulin-related peptide 2-like. Lineage: Eukaryota; Metazoa; Arthropoda; Insecta; Lepidoptera; Cosmopterigidae. The transcript has 2 exons. The record is from RefSeq and is a predicted model, not a curated record. Gene Ontology annotation, cellular component: extracellular region. Bases 1 to 381 code for a protein of 126 amino acids. Gene Ontology annotation, molecular function: hormone activity.